AUGUCGUCAAGCUUAGGAAACCAUUGCGAUGCACUUUUCACUUGUAAGUAUGCCAAGAAGGUGUGGACUUACUCAACGCUUUCUUUCGACUGGCAUGCUUGCUCUUCAAUGAAAAACGGUGAUUACUUACUGUAUCUCCAUUCAAUUCAUUCUAAAUCUGAAAUGGAACAAAUAUUUUGUACGCUGUGGUCGAUUUGGAGUGAAAGGAACAAAGUUGUGCAUGGACAAAGACAGAAACCAGCAAGAGAUUUAGCCUCACAUGUUCACACCUACUGCCAGAAUUUUCUUGCUGCAACCACAAAGUACCAUCCUGUUGCUUCUCAAGCCCAAAACGUAGCCACCUCCACAAACGUCAACAACAAUGUGCUGGGAGUAGGUGCUUUAAUUCGUGAUUCAAAUGGUCUUGUUAAGGCUGCUCUUUCAAUGCCAGCUAUUGGGAAUUUUUCUUCCCAUGAAAUGGAGGCCAACGCACUUUUCCAUAGCCUUAAUUGGACAUUACAACACGAUCUCCCAGUUUCACACAUUGAGACGGACGCACUUAUGGUUGUUAAUGCAUUGAAAGCUCCCUUCAAUUCAAUUUCUACUUUUCAUGAUCUGAUUGUUGAUGUUUCUUGUCUUUUGUCCUUUUUCCCUAAUGUAACUAUUUCUCAUGUCAAGCGUACAGCUAAUGUGGUUGUUCAUGGCUUGGCUAAGUUUGCGUUAGGGGUGGAUGAGACUUUAUCUCCUUCUUCCCCUCCUCGCGUCAUCUUGAUCCAAGUCCGAUGGACAGUCGUUCGUCCACAACCAAGAUGGACUGAAGAAGGAAUGAUUGAGGUUGGUGAAACCAAAGUUUUCGAUUGA
Cannabis sativa is the source of this 840-nucleotide messenger RNA. RefSeq lists its product as uncharacterized. The coding region runs from base 1 to 840 and encodes 279 amino acids. The transcript has 3 exons. Gene Ontology annotation, molecular function: nucleic acid binding; RNA-DNA hybrid ribonuclease activity. The record is from RefSeq and is a predicted model, not a curated record. NCBI's taxonomy places the organism in Eukaryota, Viridiplantae, Streptophyta, Magnoliopsida, Rosales, Cannabaceae.